Aaosphaeria arxii CBS 175.79 is the source of this 1701-nucleotide messenger RNA. RefSeq lists its product as uncharacterized. Gene Ontology annotation, biological process: proton export across plasma membrane; sodium ion export across plasma membrane; regulation of membrane potential. Lineage: Eukaryota; Fungi; Ascomycota; Dothideomycetes; Pleosporales. Gene Ontology annotation, cellular component: plasma membrane. The transcript has 4 exons. The record is from RefSeq and is a predicted model, not a curated record. Gene Ontology annotation, molecular function: sodium:proton antiporter activity. Bases 1 to 1701 code for a protein of 566 amino acids.
AUGCCAACGUUGGCAGUCGUCAAUUUCAACAUUGUGUGUGCCACAUUGGGAGGCUUCAUCACUGUCUUUGGCCUUGUUUCUUACCUAUUCAAGGAAAAGUUCUAUCUCUCUGAGCCUUUAAUAUCUCUAGUAGCGGGAGUCAUCUUUUCACCUCAUGCUACAAACCUCAUAAGGCCCCUUGAGUAUGCCCUGGGUGAUGUCGAAACUCUGGACACAAUAACAUUAUACUUUACUCGGCUCGUGCUUGGUGUACAAUUAGUGCUAGCCGGCGUCCAGCUUCCUUCAAAGUACCUAAAGACAGAAUGGAAGAGCCUCGCUCUUCUACUUGGUCCAGGCAUGACCAUCAUGUGGCUUUCCACAAGUCUUCUCGUCUUUGCCUUUGUCCCACACAUUCAAUUUCUCCAGGCAUUAGCUGUCGGGGCAUGUGUCACACCCACAGACCCCGUUCUAUCCAACUCCAUAGUUAAGGGUAAAUUUGCAGACAAGAACAUUCCCAAGGAGCUGCAAAAGAUCAUCAUAGCCGAGAGUGGCGCCAAUGACGGAUUGGGUUAUCCAUUUCUCUUCUUACCACUGUAUCUGAUUCUCCAUGUCGGAUACGGUGGCUUAGGCCAGGAUCAUAGUACGAGUCGUGCCAUUGGAGACUGGUUUGGUGAAACCUGGGGUUAUGUUAUUAUUCUUUCCGUCGUCUAUGGUGCUACUGUCGGGUGGAUCGCCAAAGAGAUCUUGCACUGGGCUAAAGAUCGAAACUAUAUCGACCGGGAGAGCUUUCUUGUGUUCGCGAUUGCACUCGCUCUCUUCAUCGUCGGUACUGUUGGACUCGUUGGAUCCGACGAUGUCCUAGCAUGUUUCAUUGCCGGUAACACCUUCACUUGGGAUGACUGGUUUCGCCUCGAGACCCUCGAUGACAGUUUCCAGCCAACAAUCGAUAUGCUCCUAAACGUGACCAUCUUCAUAUGGUUCGGCGCCGUAUGUCCCUGGCCAGAAUUCGCACACAACUCCGUGAUUCCCAUCUACCGCCUCAUCUUCCUAGGAAUCCUCGUGCUACUCUUAAGGCGACCUCCCAUCGUCUACGCCAUGCACAAAUGGAUCCACCAAAUCGAGGAAAAGAGGCAAGCCAUUUACACUGGCUUCUUCGGCCCAAUUGGCGUCAGUGCAGUGUUCUACUUGUACGUGAGCUUGGAUUUCCUGCGCCACAUCACUGUCGAUGGCGAGAUCAGACCAGACGCAAAGUUUCUGAUGGAAGUCAUGAACGUCGUCGUCUGGUUUCUCUGCGUAUGCAGCGUUAUCAUCCACGGCCUAAGCGUCCCGCUCGGUAAACUGGGAAUCUACCUCCCGCGCACGAUAUCCAACGCUCUGUCUUCAGAUCUGCCUGAGGGACAAGAACCCUUCCAUGUCCAGCAGUCCAACGACAACUUGGGCAGAGAGCUCGAGUCGCCGGGGUCGCAGGCCCUGCCUUACCAGAUCCGCCGGAUAGGGAGGUCGAUUAUCAGGCCAAAGGAUAAUGAGUCGUCCAGUAAUCCCGGAAGUGGCAGAUCGACGCCCGUUCCUGCAAGGUCAACCGGUGGAGUCAUCGAGCCGUCAGCUGUGGGCAGGAACGUGGGAAUCAAGACUGCCGCUACGACGCCUGGUGGCUCUGAUUCACCAUCAGGACCUGUGCAACGAACGAUACGGUUUCCCGAGGACGUUGAUCGAACAGUGUAG